Messenger RNA from Lycium barbarum (goji berry), 2091 nucleotides. RefSeq lists its product as uncharacterized. The transcript has 4 exons. NCBI's taxonomy places the organism in Eukaryota, Viridiplantae, Streptophyta, Magnoliopsida, Solanales, Solanaceae. The record is from RefSeq and is a predicted model, not a curated record. The coding region runs from base 1 to 2091 and encodes 696 amino acids.
AUGGAAUCAUAUAUAAGGAGGCUUGGGCUUGAAACUGUUAUUGCUAAUGUGUCUGGCAAGAUUUGGGCUUUUGUGGAUGAAGAGUAUGAAACUACAAUACUUAUUAUUGACAAUGUGCAACAGCUUACUUUGAAGCUAUUUAACUGGGAUCUUGAUAUAGAGUUGGUGGUUACUUUAGUUUAUGCUAAAUGUGACAGAACUGAGAGAAUAGAACUGUGGGAUUCCUUGUCUUAUUUGGCCUCAGAUAUAACAACACCUUGGCUUUUUGGAGGUGAUUUUAAUGUUAUUGUUGAUGAGGAAGAGAAAUAUGGUGAGUUGCCUGUAUCAAUAGCUGAGGUUGAAGACUUUAGACAUUGUAUUCAGAUAUGCAAUUUGACAGAUUUGGGGUACAAAGGAAGUAUUUAUACAUGGUGGAAUGGGAGAGGUGGGGAUGAUUGUGUGUUCAAAAGACUUGACAGGUGUCUAGGUUUUUUUGAAUGGCAAGAGUUGUAUCCAGGACUAGAGGUGAGUCAUUUGAUAAAAAAUGGAUCGGAUCAUUCUCACAUGUUGCUUGCUUUCAAAAAAGAAGUGCAACAGUACAAGAAGUCAUUUAAGUUUCUGAAUUUCUGGACCAAACAUGAAUCUUUCAUGGAUGUGGUUAAGGAAAAUUGGAACACAGAAGUUGAAGGCAUUUCUUUCUGGAGAUUCAAUCUGAAAAUGAAGAAUAUGAGGAAAAUGUUGUCAACUUGGAGUAGAUCCACUUAUAGAGGCUUUUUUCAGAAAGUAACAAACAUGGAGGAGGUUAUCAGGGCUCAAGAGGCUAUGUUUGAAGAAAAUCCUUCAUUUGUGAACAAAGAAAAACUCAAUAAAGUUAAUACCGAAUAUACACCAGUAUUAGCUAUUGAGGAAGAAUAUUGGAAGCAAAAGGCUGGGAUGUCUUGGUUCCAAGAUGGGACAAGAACUCCAAAUUCUUUCAUGCUCAAGUCAAUGUUGGAGAUUGAUCAGGAAAUUGCUGAAGAGGCAGUUAGAUUCUACCUGGAUCAAUUUCAUGAAACUGCUAUUCCUACUGAGUUUGAUAUACUUCAGCAUGUUGAUCCUAGCAUAAAUGCAAAACAAGACCAGAUGCUGGUGGCUAUGCCUAUCAUACAAGAGGUGAAAGAUGUUGUUUUUGGCCUAAAUCCUACAAGUGCUGGUGGACCUGAUGGAUAUACAGUCAUGAAGUUGGAUAUGACUAAAGCUUAUGAUAAGCUGUCAUGGGGAUUCUUGACUAGUGUUCUGAGGAAAAUAGGAUUUGGAGAGAAUUUCAUUGUCCAUAUAUGGGAGUUAGUAGCUAAUAACUGGUAUUCAGUGUUGAUCAAUGGUCAACCACAUGGUUUUUUUCACUCCACUAGAGGUGUUAAACAAGGUGAUCCACUGUUACCUACCUUGUUUAUAAUAGUUGCAGAAGUUCUUUCAAGAGCACUGAAUUCAUUGCAUCAAAAUCAAGGAUUCUGUGGAUUUGGUAUGCCAAAAUGGAGUCCAAGAAUCAAUCAUUUAUGUUAUGCUGAUGAUACCAUUAUUUUUGCAUCAGCUUGUGAGAUAUCUUUGAAAAUGAUCAUGGAGGUACUUGCAGACUAUGAAAAGGCUUCAGGUCAGCUGAUUAAUAAGGCAAAAAGUGCAGUGUACUUGCAUGAUAGAGUUGAUGAGAUUGAGUUUCAGAGGGUUGAAAGGAUAACAAGUAUUGGAAGGCAGGCCUUUCCUAUAAUAUAUAUAGGUUGUCCUAUUUAUUACAGCAGGGCCAAGAUGGCAUUCUACUCAGCAUUGAUCACAAGAAUAAGAGGCAAGUUGCAAGGUUGGAAAGGGAAGUUACUUUCAUUUGGUGUUAGAGCAGUAUUGUUUAAGCAUGUUCGGCAAACUAUGCCCAUGCAUUUGUUGUCUGCAAUAUAUACUCCAUCCUUUGUGGAAAAUGGUCUUGGAUUCAGAUCUUUGAAUGACAUGUCCUUGGCUUUAUUUGCCAAGCUCUGGUGGAACUUCAGGACCAAGCCUUCCUUAUGGAAUGCAUUUAUGGGAAAUAAGUACCUCAAGAAGAAUAACUCAAUUCUGGUUCCUUGGAAACAAGGAUCAUUGGUUUAG